AUGAAGUUGAAGGAGACAGAAUCAAGGCCAAAGCCAUCAACCUAUGGCAAAUUUCAGACAAAGGGAAUCAAAGUUAUGGGGAAGUGGAAGCAGGUGAAGAUUGACCCAAACAUGUUUGCAGAUGGACAGAUGGAUGACUUAGUGUGCUUUGAGGAACUGACCGAUUACCAAUUGGUCUCUCCUGCCAAGAAUCCCUCUAGCCUCUUCUCAAAGGAACAGCCCAGGAAGAGAAAAGCACAGACUGUUUUAGAAGGAGAGGAGGAAGGAGAGGCCAGCUCCCCAAAGAAAAAGAUCACGUUGGAGGAGAGUAAAGAUGUGGAAACUGAAGGUAGCAGUACCCAGAAAGAGUUUGAGGUCAAAGAUGCUGAGCUAGGGCUUCAGAAAGAUGGCUCCGUGUGUCCUGUGCCUGAGACAGGGGAGACGGCAUCAGGAAGCCAGGCCCACACUGGGCCAAAAAAGAAGAAAAAGAAAGGGAAACAAAAAUUGAAGCCUUCCCAGGGCACUACUCCAAAGGCGCCCAAAAAGGCAAAGACCUGGAUGCCCGAAAUGCGUGACCAGAAGGCUGACGUGUCAGCUUGGAAGGACCUGUUUGUGCCCAAGCCGGUACUCCGAGCACUCAGCUUUCUAGGCUUUUCUGCACCCACACCAGUCCAAGCCCUGACCUUGGCGCCUGCCAUCCGUGACAAACUGGACAUCCUUGGAGCUGCUGAGACAGGAAGUGGAAAAACCCUUGCCUUUGCCAUUCCGAUGCUUCAUGCAGUGCUGCAGUGGCAAAAGAGGAAGCCUACCCCAGCUGCUGGAGAUAGUGGAGUGUCCCCUGGAGAGGCAGAGACUGGAUCGCCAAGCAAGGCUGGAACAGAGUCUGGAACAUUGCCUGAGGAGCCUGGAAUCGAGAGUGAAGCAGUGUCCAGUGAGGCUGGAGUGCUACCCCGCAAGGCCAGAGCCAAGACCGGAGCUGCUGUCUCAGACCAGGUGCUGCUCUUCUGUGAUAAUGAUGCUGGUGAAGGACCUUCUUCCCUGGUCAAGGAGAAGUUUGUGUCUGAACAGGAUGAGGGUGAAGAGGAAAAGCUCAGUGAAGAGCAGACUGGACAGUUAAAACAAGAGUUGAGUGCUGGGCUGACCACCUGUAAAGAGCCUCCAAAGAGCCCUCUCCUGGGCCUGGUUCUGACCCCUACUCGAGAGCUGGCCAUCCAGGUCAAACAGCACAUCGAUGCUGUGGCCAGGUUUACAGGGAUUAAAACUGCUAUUUUGGUUGGUGGAAUGUCUACACAAAAACAGCAAAGGAUGCUGAACCGCCAGCCGGAGAUUGUGAUUGCUACUCCAGGCCGGCUGUGGGAGCUGGUUAAGGAAAAGCACCCUCAUCUGAGUAACCUUCGGCAGCUCAGGUGCCUGGUAGUGGAUGAAGCUGACCGGAUGGUUGAGAAAGGCCACUUUGCUGAGCUCUCCCAACUAUUGGAGAUGCUUAGUGACUCUCAGUACAACCCAAAGAGACAGACGCUUGUUUUUUCUGCCACACUGACGCUGGUACAUCAAGCUCCUGCUCGAAUCCUUCAUAAGAAGCACACCAAGAAAAUAGACAAAACUGCCAAACUUGACCUCCUCAUGCAGAAAAUUGGUAUGAGGGGCAAGCCCAAGGUCAUCGACCUCACAAGGAAAGAGGCUACAGUGGAGACGCUGACCGAGACCAAGAUCCAUUGUGAGACUGAUGAGAAAGACCUAUACUUGUACUACUUCCUGAUGCAAUAUCCAGGUCGCACUUUAGUGUUUGCCAACAGCAUUUCCUGCAUCAAACGCCUCUCGGGGCUCCUCAAAGUCCUGGAUAUCAUGCCACUGACCCUGCAUGCCUGCAUGCAUCAGAAGCAGAGGCUCAGAAACCUGGAGCAGUUUGCCUACGUGAAAGACUGUGUUCUCCUGGCGACAGAUGUGGCAGCCCGGGGUCUGGAUAUUCCUGGAGUCCAGCAUGUCAUCCAUUACCAGGUCCCUCGCACCUCAGAGAUUUACGUCCAUCGAAGUGGUCGAACUGCUCGUGCUGCAAACGAAGGCCUGAGCUUGAUGCUGAUUGGGCCUGAGGAUGUGACCAACUUUAAGAAGAUUUACAAAACCCUCAAGAAAGAUGAAGAUGUCCCCCUAUUCCCUGUGCAGACAAAGUUCAUGGAUGCAGUCAAGGAACGAAUCCGUUUAGCUCGACAGAUUGAGAAAGCCGAGUAUCGGAACUUCCAGGCUUGUCUACACAACUCUUGGAUUGAGCAGGCGGCAGCUGCCCUUGAGAUUGAGCUGGAAGAGGAAAUGUAUAAGGGGGGAAAAGCUGAUGAGCAGGAAGCGCGUCGGAGACAAAAGCAGUUGAGAGUCUUGAAGAAGGAGCUGCGCCAUCUGCUCUGCCAGCCGUUGUUUAAAGACGACCUGAGGACCAAGUACCCCACUCAGUCUGGCAAGCCGCCCGUGGUCAUGUCUGCCCCAGGCAAGGGUGAGUCUGCUUUGAGCUGCAUCACGAAACAGAAGAAGAAGAAGAAGAAGCAGCAGCAGUUGAAGGAGCAGCAGCAGCCGUCACCACACCCACAGCCAAGUGCAAGUGCAGAUUAA
Orycteropus afer afer is the source of this 2580-nucleotide messenger RNA. RefSeq names its product DEAD-box helicase 24 (gene DDX24). The record is from RefSeq and is a predicted model, not a curated record. Lineage: Eukaryota; Metazoa; Chordata; Mammalia; Tubulidentata; Orycteropodidae. Gene Ontology annotation, molecular function: RNA helicase activity; ATP binding; nucleic acid binding. Gene Ontology annotation, cellular component: nucleolus.